Molecule: messenger RNA, 901 nt
Organism: Coffea eugenioides
Lineage: Eukaryota; Viridiplantae; Streptophyta; Magnoliopsida; Gentianales; Rubiaceae
Product: auxin-responsive protein SAUR71-like
Exons: 1
Coding region: 115-537 (140 amino acids)
Biological process (GO): response to auxin
Source: RefSeq, a predicted model, not a curated record
UCCAAUACCAAAACAAACGCUCCUCCGCCUCCUAUCUCUUCUCCAUACCAUCUCUCUCUCUCUCCCCCCCUGAACUCGUCCCACAUUCUCCGCCAUUACCCACCCAAACUAUCCAUGAAGAACCUUAUAAGGAGACUAUCACGAGUGGCGGAUUCCUCCCAAUAUUGUCAACUGAGAUCGGAAUCCGGGACCACCACCACCACGUCUAAUUGUUCAUCAUCAUCGUCGUCGUCGUUUACGAGAGCAAGAAAGCAGCGGCGAGGUGGGGCCGGAGUGCCGGAGGGUCACUUGCCGGUGUACGUGGGAGAGGAAAUGGAAAGGUUCGUGGUGAGCGCGGAGUUGUUGAACCACCCGCUAUUCGUCAACCUCUUGAAUCAAUCGGCACAGGAGUACGGUUACCACCACAGAGGCGUGCUUCGUAUUCCUUGCCAUGUCUUCGUCUUCGAGCGAGUCCUCGAGGCUCUUCGUCUCUCCCCCCAUGACUACUCCCACCUUCAACAUCUUUUCAACUCUUUCUCCGAUCAAGACCUUCUCUAGCCAAACGUACAUCAACAGUAGAUAUAUAUAUAUACGUACAUAUAUUUUGUUUGGUUAAGUUAUAGGGAGCCAGCCAGCCAGCCGGCGUUGGUUGAAGAUUACCGAGAGAGAGAAAAGGGGAGAGAUAUAUCAUAUAUAUACUCCAAUUAAUUAAUUUAGGGCAGGCUGCAGGUAAUUAGAGAGUGAGAUAGAGAAUGAAUUAGCGCGGAGGAAGUCAGAUCUGAGACGAUCUACAUAGAUAUAGAUGGAUCGUCCGUGUGGUAUAAUCCAACACUUUCUCUUCUUCUCUUUUGUUUUGUUUUGUGUACAUACGCUGUGGUGUCAUCGUUCAAAGGACAAAAAAUGGCAGCGAGUUUGGAGUUUU